Diaporthe amygdali is the source of this 252-nucleotide messenger RNA. RefSeq lists its product as uncharacterized. NCBI's taxonomy places the organism in Eukaryota, Fungi, Ascomycota, Sordariomycetes, Diaporthales, Diaporthaceae. The coding region runs from base 1 to 252 and encodes 83 amino acids. The record is from RefSeq and is a predicted model, not a curated record. The transcript is spliced from 2 exons.
AUGCUCAAUGGAGCGACGGCUGGCUGGAAUGGUCAACCACAUUGCAUGAGUGACCCACCACAGGCGGGCACGAUCUUUGGUCAUCCCCGAUCCCUUGGCGGCGCCUCUCCAUCAUCAGAACUCUUGGUGACGACGCCGCAAUCGCCCGCCGUGGUCUCUCGGACUGCGGCCUCUUCCCACCCACCAUCAUUAUGGCGGCGACGAUUUGCAAUGUUGUUUGAUAUCGACCCGAUGAUCCUCACCACAUUGUGA